Messenger RNA from Cylas formicarius (sweet potato weevil), 967 nucleotides. It is a transcript of the gene Ubc6, whose product is annotated as ubiquitin-conjugating enzyme E2-17 kDa. The record is from RefSeq and is a predicted model, not a curated record. Gene Ontology annotation, molecular function: ubiquitin conjugating enzyme activity. The transcript is spliced from 3 exons. NCBI's taxonomy places the organism in Eukaryota, Metazoa, Arthropoda, Insecta, Coleoptera, Brentidae. Gene Ontology annotation, cellular component: HULC complex. Gene Ontology annotation, biological process: protein polyubiquitination; DNA repair; proteasome-mediated ubiquitin-dependent protein catabolic process. The coding region runs from base 156 to 611 and encodes 151 amino acids.
UUGUCGUCUGUCAUGUCAUGCAAGUUCGUGAAAAGUAUCGUGUGAUUCAGUCAUUUCUUAUUUUAUAUAAAUAAAAAAAUUCGCCGUGAUCAUAAAAUUUAGUCAGUGAUUUGCGAUUUUAGCUAGACUUUAAAUUUAUUUUAUUGCAUUAUACAAUGUCAACACCAGCCAGACGACGCCUUAUGAGAGAUUUCAAACGUUUACAAGAAGAUCCACCUACUGGUGUCAGUGGAGCACCGACUGACAAUAACAUAAUGAUAUGGAACGCCGUUAUAUUUGGUCCACACGAUACCCCUUUUGAAGAUGGAACCUUUAAGUUAACUAUUGAAUUUACUGAAGAGUAUCCAAAUAAACCACCAACGGUUCGUUUUGUUAGUCAUAUGUUUCAUCCAAAUGUAUAUGCGGAUGGAGGUAUCUGCCUAGAUAUUUUACAAAAUAGAUGGAGCCCAACAUAUGAUGUUUCAGCUAUAUUAACGUCUAUCCAAUCUUUACUUAGCGACCCAAAUCCAAAUUCUCCUGCGAAUUCAAUGGCCGCACAGCUUUACAAAGAAAACCGAAGAGAAUAUGAAAAGAGAGUCAAAGCAUGCGUGGAACAAAGCUUUAUCGAUUAGUUUGCCAGCUAAAAAUUUACUAAAUUCAAAACAAUUCACGUCACUGUGCUUCUUUCAAUUGUGUCCUUGAAUAGACAAGAAUGGUUUUUGAGUUUGUCCAAAGUUUGUUCCCAUAUACUUUUCUUUUGUAAGGUUUAGGAAGUUUUUAGAUGUGUUGCUUCACAACCUCUGGGAUGUUAAGAGUAUCUGAAAAAAAGCUUUUUUGUUAAAAUAAACAAUUGUGUUAAAUAAUAUUAAUGUUUGUCAUUAAGUUAUAAUUUUGGGCUUUUUUAAUCACACUUUCCGUACUGCCUACCUUCAUUCUUAGGUAGUUCUGUGUUAUGAUUAAAAUACUUAAUAAAUUAUUAUGUAUAGAA